This is a messenger RNA of Punica granatum (pomegranate), 1234 nucleotides long. Lineage: Eukaryota; Viridiplantae; Streptophyta; Magnoliopsida; Myrtales; Lythraceae. The record is from RefSeq and is a predicted model, not a curated record.
UCUCUUUAUAGAGGGGGUUGGCCUUUUCCUUUCAAAAGCUCUGACGAAAAUUGAAAUAAUAUGAAGUUUUCACCAUUUCUUUGCGCAUUUUUCAACUGUCUUCGUUCGUCGAGCGGCCAGACUCGGCCUAGUCAACUCAGCUAGAUGCUCGUGCUCACGAACUUCUUUUCUUCCUCGUCUUCCUCCUCAUGGAGAACGGCAGCGGCUCGGAUCCGUGGAUAGCCCCUGACAAGCUCUAUCACGUACUCUUCUGCCUCUUCCUCACUCUCCUCUUCUCCUUCGCCGCCUCCCGCACCAGGUAUCCCUUCCUCCGCCGCCACUCCAUCCGGCUCGGAUCCAUCGCCUCUCUCCUCGCCGGCGCAGCCAAGGAGGCUGCCGACCAGUUCGGGAUCUUCCCCUCUGCUGGUGCCUCCGCCAAGGACGCCGUGGCUGAUGUGAUCGGCGUCCUCAUUGCCGCCGGCGGGCUCGCUUGCUGCAAACCGGUGAAGCGGCCUGAAUUGGAUACCCUUCCGGUUCCAGCCCGAGCUGUAUCAAUGGUGUAAAUGAUUAUCUUCCGGAAUCCUCUCUCCCUUGUGAUUAUGAUUAUUGAGUUGAUAAAUUAGGGAAGAAAGAAGAUUUCUUAACAUUGAUUUCAUUCAGGUAUCAGAUCAGACUCCCUCAUCUUCUCCACAGUUCAAUUUUGUUUUCUUCAUAUUGUUGAGAUUGCAAUGUUCGUACAUUCUCAGCGAAGAAUUGUUACUGUAUUUGUAGAAAUGCAGAAAGCAAACGUGAAAAUGGAAAAAAAGAAACUUCUAAAGACGUGCUUCUCUUUUCAACUUAUUAAUAAGUGUAUUGGAGUGUCUGCAGUUCAAUCUGCUAUAAUGCGUAUGAAAUGGCACAACUUGAAAGUACUGAAGUGCCCAACUGAUUAAGGGCGUGAACAUGAUAAUGUGCUUCCAUAUAAUUUUGAGAAAUCUGCCGGGAGUUCGGGGGCUUGUCAUACAAUAAAGUCCAGGAAGUGGUGAAUGAAAGGGUCAAAAAAGGGGUCGGAUCAACUCGCUGGGCUUCCAUGGACGCUGACACCAACUGAUAGAGAGAGAGAGAGAGAGUGCUCUGUUAGCAGUGAUUGCUGCUGCAUUGAAUUUUGAUUCGCCAAGAGGAGAGCAAUUGUAGAUAUUCAGCCGCCAUGACUUGAUUUUGAUCUGCUUGACUUGUUUUAUGACUUUCUUUUUUUAUCUGCUUGAUUUAGAUCGAA